Serpula lacrymans var. lacrymans S7.9 is the source of this 1486-nucleotide messenger RNA. RefSeq lists its product as uncharacterized. The record is from RefSeq and is a predicted model, not a curated record. NCBI's taxonomy places the organism in Eukaryota, Fungi, Basidiomycota, Agaricomycetes, Boletales, Serpulaceae. Gene Ontology annotation, cellular component: chromosome passenger complex; spindle midzone; spindle microtubule. The transcript is spliced from 3 exons. Gene Ontology annotation, molecular function: ATP binding; protein kinase activity. The coding region runs from base 301 to 1176 and encodes 291 amino acids. Gene Ontology annotation, biological process: protein phosphorylation; mitotic spindle organization; regulation of cytokinesis.
CGGCCUGGACACAUAAAACAACCAAGUCAAACCAACGUCUCCAAACUCUUGUCAAAAUAUGCUGCUCCUAACCCCCACGCCGUCAAACCCACACCUUCAUCGAUUUUGCGCAACCAGACAAACGGAACGAAGCCUACAGCGUCGUCCACUAAAAACGCCACCACGUCACGGAAAGGAGGACUUGAUAUUGGUAGUUACGAUGGAGGGUUUGAGCUUGAUAAUGAGAAGAGGGGAGAGAAAGUCUACGGGCAGGCUGCUGUAGAUCUUGCCCUGGAUUCGAGUACUUCGAGGUAUGUGUAAAUGGCGAGGAAUUCGGUUUGUCUCACACGUCGUUGUAGGCAACCCACUCGCGAGUGGAGUCUGCCUGCAUUUGAUAUCGGUCGGCCACUUGGGAAAGGGAAAUUUGGUCGUGUCUACAUGGUCAGGACCAAGGUCGAACCUCAUUACAUCCUUGCUUUGAAGUGCCUCUACAAGUCGGAAAUUGUUCAAUCACGAGUCGAGAAGCAGAUUCGGCGAGAAAUCGAAAUUCAACAGAAUUUACGUCAUCCCCACGUCUUGCGUCUAUAUGGCUACUUCCACGACGAAAAGCGGAUUUUUUUAAUGCUCGAAUUCGCAGGUAAAGGAGAGCUCUACAAGCAGCUCAGCAAGCACGGCUGCUUUUCGGAGAAGAGGAGUUCGCGGUACAUUGACCAGAUGGCGGACGCGCUGUCUUACCUGCAUUCGAAACAUGUUAUCCAUCGCGAUAUCAAACCUGAGAAUCUGUUACUUGGGAUAAAUGGUGAGCUGAAAAUCGGUGAUUUUGGAUGGAGUGUCCACGCACCUGGCAACCGUCGCAUGACGCUUUGCGGUACUCUUGACUACUUACCGCCAGAAAUGGUGGAAGGGCGGGAGCAUAAUGAGAGGGUUGAUCACUGGGCAUUGGGCGUUUUGACUUACGAAUUCAUGGUUGGAAACCCACCUUUCGAGGAUAGGAGCAGCGUCAACGCUACCUACCGACGAAUUGCCAAGGUGGAUCUGAGAAUACCUGCACAUAUCUCGCCAGAAGCUAGGGAUCUUAUUUACAAACUACUGAAAUACGAUCCCCAACAACGGAUAGCUUUGUCCGAUGUGUUGAAGCACCCGUGGAUUGUCAAGUACCGGUCCAAAGGGACAUCAAAGAGUACUGGCGAGGCGUAGACAUCAGCGCGAUGAUCAUUUAUCCCUGUUUAUGCGUACCCAACUUCAACGACGUGUUGAUAGACUGGACUAUGGGUCUGCGUUAGUGUACAAAAGAGGCCUUUAAGCUCAAGUUCAGGUGCACCACAUGUACAUAUCACAAUUCCACGAUUCCUGUACUGGUACACUUGAGACAUAUAGGGCAGGACAGUAAGCACUGACAGCAUACAGAAGUAGCUUUUUGUGCAUUGAUGUAAUACCCAGUUCUUGUUAUCUUAUUUUAAACCUGCUGUACAGUAUAUCGUAGAGAUCGAAAAGAAAGAAUUAUUAA